This is a messenger RNA of Vigna unguiculata (cowpea), 1715 nucleotides long. Its product is annotated as F-box/FBD/LRR-repeat protein At3g14710-like. Gene Ontology annotation, molecular function: protein binding. Lineage: Eukaryota; Viridiplantae; Streptophyta; Magnoliopsida; Fabales; Fabaceae. The record is from RefSeq and is a predicted model, not a curated record.
UAACAAUCCAAAUCUUCAUUCUUUCUAACAUAUUUAAGGUUUUACAGCAAACAUUUUUUUUCGAAGGAUGGAUUCAAGUUCUGCAAUUAUGAAGGGUAUAGCAAGAGAGUUUACUAGAUGGCAAGCAAAGGUUGAAGAAAGAGACAUAAUAAGCCAAAUACAUGAAAGCAUUCUUGGCCACAUCUUGUCUUUCCUUCCAACAAUGGAGGCAGUGCGUACCAGUGUGUUAUCAAAAGGGUGGAUUGAUGUUUGGACAUCCAUCACCAAUCUAGAGUUCAAUGACAGUGUGCCUUUUUCUGGGAAGAAGAUGCAAAAGGAACAAUAUGAAUAUUUUGUGAACAAAGUGCUUCUUCACCUUGGCAAUUUAAGCACUCAAAGUUUCUCUCUUUGUUUAACUUCUUAUCAUUAUGAACCAUCCAUGGUCAGUGCAUGGAUCUCCUCUAUAUUGGAAAAAGGAGUGCAGAAACUUCACAUUCAGUAUGCUGAUAAAGUUCACUUUCCUUCUCAUUCUCUCUUUAGUUGCAACUCUCUUGUACAAUUGGCUCUUCAAAUGACAUGUAGUCUCAGUAUUCCAACCUUUGCAUGUCUCCCAAACCUUCAAACUCUUAGCAUUUCUGGGAUCAAGUUAGUGAGUGAAUUCCCCACUUAUUCAAAAGAUCUGAUUCUUAGUUUCCCACUUCUCAAAGUGUUUGAAGCAAAAGGGUGUGAGUGGUCAACUAAGCAGAAUCUUUGUAUUCAAGCACCUCUACUUGAAAAGUUUUCCAUAUCAGUAUGGACCUCUCUAUCGAAUGAACCAUGCAAAUCUUCCAUCAAGAUUUUCUCUCCCCAUCUGACAGAUUUCUCUUACGAGGGUGAUCUUGAGAAGGAAAUCAUUCUUUCAAAUCCAUCAUCAGUUCAAAAUGCUUCUGUAGUGAUUGUCAUUGAUGAAGACAGAAAAGAAAAUAUGGGAAAACUUCGGUUUCAAUUACAAAAAAUUCUUACCCAGAUCCGUGAAGUGGAACGAUUAAAAUUACUGUUGUACAAGGUUUUAGUGAAUGCUGCUGAUAUUUUCACCCGUCUACCAGCUUUCGGAAAAUUGACAUAUCUGCAACUGAAUGAAGUUACUGGUGAAGCUCUGUUGAACAUACUCCACAAUUCUCCUAGGCUUGAUACUCUAGUUUUACAAAAUGGGGUAUUUGACUUCAAUAAAGAUGCUUCGACUUCUACAUCAGUGCCUCAAUGCUUUGUGUCUAGCCUCAAAGCUUUUCAGUUCAAAGGGUUUAAUGUACGUGAGCAUGAGCUUCUUCUGGUAAAAUUUGUGAUGGCAAAUGCAGCAAUCUUGGAGGAUAUGACUAUUUGUACUGCUUUCUGGUUGCAGUAUUCAGAUAUUGAUAUGGAGAAAGUUAAGGAACAGAUACUCUCUUUACCAAAGUGUUCAAGCUCUCUCAUGAUACUAUUUUCUCAAGUCAAUGGUUUCUGAUGCACAACUGAUAUAUAGCUGGAGUGGAACUGGUUUAUAUGGGAUAAAGAUAUUCAAGAUUUAUCAUGUGCAUUUAACAUUUAAUGUUAAAUGUUGAUUCUUUUUUAUCAGAACUAAAUGAUAAUAACUAUUGGUUUCUUCGAAGAAGAAAAAAAGUGAGUGGUAUGGCAAAUGCAGUAUAUAGUUAUAAAUAAUAAUACAAUAGGAAUCUCUUGUAUCAAAAUCAAUUAUUGAUUCUAAAGGGACAAAGGAAGUC